AGCAUUACUCCCAGAGCACUCGGUACUCAGCACUGAGAAGAUCUAUUCUUUGAGCUGAAAAUGAUGUGCAGUAGCAAGAAUUUGCUCCUGGCUGCUUUGAUGUCAGUGCUGCUACUCCACCUCUGCAGCAAGUCAGAAGCAAGCAACUUUGAUUGCUGUCUUCGAUAUACAGAACAUAUCCUUCAUCCCAAAUAUAUUGUGGGCUUCACACAGCAAUUGGCCAAUGAAGCUUGUGACAUCAAUGCUGUCAUCUUUUACACAAAGAGAAAAUUGGCUGUGUGUGCAGAUCCAAAGAAGAACUGGGUGAAAAAGGCUGUGCAAAUCCUCAGUCACAGAGUCAAGAAGAUGUAAAACCGAUGCUCUCUGGAGUGGAAUUGGACAGAGCCUAUGAACAAAAAGAAUCUAGCAGGAGUUGGUUGUUGAGAGUGUAGCACGUACCUGAUUUGUGCUUCAUUGGACUUGUCCAAUUAAUGAAGUUGAUACAUAUUGCAUCAUAGUUUACUUUGUUAAGCAUCACAUUAGAAUCAAACUCUAUUUUAUUUUAUUUAUAUAUA
Molecule: messenger RNA, 554 nt
Organism: Enhydra lutris kenyoni (northern sea otter)
Lineage: Eukaryota; Metazoa; Chordata; Mammalia; Carnivora; Mustelidae
Product: C-C motif chemokine ligand 20
Exons: 4
Coding region: 61-351 (96 amino acids)
Biological process (GO): G protein-coupled receptor signaling pathway; lymphocyte chemotaxis; positive regulation of GTPase activity
Cellular component (GO): extracellular region
Molecular function (GO): chemokine activity; CCR chemokine receptor binding
Source: RefSeq, a predicted model, not a curated record